AGGGGCAGUCACAGCUUCUCUGGGCAACCUGUGCCACGGCCUCACCAGUCUCACAGUAAAUAUUUUCUUCCUAGUACGAGACACUGGUAUGAAACCCUUCAAAGUGAAUGAAUUGCUGGUUUGUAGGCUUUUUGCUUUUUUAAGACAUGCACUUGAGAGCUGCCCAGGCAAGAUUCAUUUUUGUCCUUACCCCUCUUUGGAAUAGGUUGUGUGCAUUCCAUUAAACAGAUCCCAGGAACAGGGAACAUGGGCAUUAUGUUCUGGAUGGUGGAAAACACUUGGGCUAAGAUCCUGUGGAGGAUAGCAAGAAGGUGUAGGUCACUUUCAAAGUAUGCUAAAUAUCUCAUUUAUUUUUUUUUUAAACUAAAAAAAUCCUUUCUUAGCUUUUACAAAAAACGUGCACAUAUAGUUAGUUUCUAAUUUCAUUCUCAAGUGUGCUCUUGCACAAAGUUUCACUGUAGAUUGUUUGAUGAGGAGAAUUGUAGCAGCUAUGGCUUAGGAUAGCCACAGAUCUUGCUGUUCUCCCUACUGUGAGUACACUCAGGUUGUUCCCUGUCCUCUAUGGGAUGUCAUCUGUUUAUGGCCCGCCUGUGCUAUGGGGUUAUAUCCCUUUAGCUAUAUUUGUAUGUGUGGUUGAAGUGAGAUGGCUUCUGCAGCUGGAUGGCGUCCUGGUCAGUCCCUGUUAGCUGUAUGUGUGAGUUUUAUGGAUUACACUGAACGGGGACACAAAUUGUUGUGAUUGUAUCAGAAAUCCAUCCUUACAUGUAUUUCCAGACAGUGUCAUUGCUACACUGUCUAGAACAGCAAGUGGUUUUGAGUGCGUUUUCUGUCACAUAAAAUUGCAGAUUUAUCCUUUUCCGAGUCUGUGUGUAGCCACAUAUAGAAUCAUUGCAUUCAAGUUUUCAAACAUUUCUGGGGGAAAAAAAAUCCCCCAAACAAUUCACAUAGUCUAUUCAAAAUAAUUCUAAUUAUUUUUUUCAUAUAUGUUCUAUCUUCAGUUUAUUUUGUAAACUGUACAGUAUAUUUUUACUCUUGACUGUCACUGCUUGACAUAUUUUCCUGUUAUCUCAUAAUUAAGGUAUCCCCAGGAAAACUUCAGUGUAGGUUUCACUGUGUUUUCUUUACAUAAUCUCCAGUUCAGUGGUGAAAGGCAGAGCUCAGUGUGCUUCAGUCACAGGGUGAAGAUGAGAAGUGUAGGAACUGUUGUGCUGCACUGGGAUUUUGGAGGCUCAGAUCAUUUCUCAUUGGUCUCCUCAGUGGGUUUGGGCCAUGCAUUUUUUUUUUUUUAAUCUGUGCUUGUGUGUAUUGCUGGGCUGAAAUUUUUCUUGUUACCAUUUCCCAUGUGCUGAUAGAAAACCCAAGAAUUCUUCACAUUUUGAGUCCAUUGUUGUUGUUUUUAGGGUUGGUGGAGAUUUUAUUUUGUAUUUGGAAAUUUCACUUUGGCAUGUAAAAAGUCAAGCUGGGAUUAAGUAAUUUAUAGCCUUGAUUUGUACUCUUAAUACAAUUUGGAAUAUCUGGGUUAAAUAAAAAUAACAUUUUAAAGCUAAGUCCCUGCAGUCUUCCAUGAUAGGACUGAAAGGAGUUUAGAAUGAAUGAAAUAUAAAUUUAAAUUUAUUUUAAAUGCUUUAGUCUUAUAAAAUGGAUAGUCUUCUACAAGCUGUAAUUUCUUCUUCAGAAUUUUGCUUUCCAACUGUAUUUUUCUGUGUUGUAAAUGCAGUGCUCUAAUAAAGCCCUGAUAAUUCUGAUUGCUACCACAGCAAGUUUAGAAGUGUUCAGGAGCAGUUCAAUUUCCUGGAAAAGAGUAACUCUUUGGUGAAAUUAAGCCGUGUAUUAGUGGCCGAGGGUGAACGAUCACAGAACCACCACUGUGGCAGUGGAACUGCCUGUUUUAAUGGCCAUGUUAAUGUCCUGAAUGAAGCAGUCCAAAUUGUAUUUCAGAAUAUUAUGUCGUGGUCUGGGAGCCAAAUGUUGCCUCUGCAAAACUGGCACAUCUGUGAAAGCUUACAGUAAAGCAGAUUAGUAUUUUUAUUUUGGUGUAAGUAAGACCAAAUGCAAUUUUUUGUGUGAAAUUAAAAAUGUUGCAAAUGUUACUUCUCUCUCUCUCUCUUGCAGCAGCAGCAGCUGGUUACUUCAGUCUCACUUGUUCAAAGAGUCUAUAGGUUUAAAAAUGAGAAGUCUCAGAGGGAUUUAUUUUGCCACAGCUCAGUGCUGUACAAAAUGUAAAACAACUUACUGCUCUUCUAAGCAAGAGGAUGCCAAGAGCAAGGAGAAAAAGCUGCUGAUGGAGUUCUUUCAUUUGCUUACUUGGUGCCAGAUGUUGCCAAAAUCUUGUACCCAGCCCAUUCUAGAUCUCCCCAAGGGAACUGAACACUAAAAUAUUCACACCUGUAGCGGGUUCUUCACUUUGUUCACUGAGGCGGUUUCAUACCAGACCUGUGGAACACGGGACUCAUGAGGUGGAACUGGGGGUGGGGUAGAAAGUGAAAUAAUGGCACCACGGAUCUGGAAAUGCCAAUUUUGUUGUUAUGGAGCUGUGACACAUUUUUAUGAAGUCGGUGAGGGGCAGUAACUUGGUUCCCCUGCCAGCAGCAAGGGGAUACCACGUCAUGUAUGGCACUGAGAGGCAAAAGUUGGUGUUAGAAAGGGAAUUAAAACUUAGGUCUUGUUCUCGCAUGGUUGGUUCCUAUCCUUCACAGGAACACAUUGUUUGGGGUUUGAUGUGGCAGCUGCUCCAGGCCAUGGUGUUCUCAUUUUUGAGUACCUAGGUGUACAAAAGAGGUAUUUGCUAUUAAACCUGAGGGCCAUUUAAGUACACAGAGAGUCAAAAGGUGAUUUUUGAAAAUGGGAGUUGAGUGUGAUAAUCACUGACUGUCCCUUACCCUGCUGUGCCCAGAGAUCUGCAGCUCUCUCUUCUGCAGCUGAUGGGAAAUUCAGGCAAAAAAGUAGAAUAUGGCAGCUGACUUCUGGUUACUGAAAUAGGGAUCCAUUUCUUUUAAACCUCCAAAUUCCAAUAUAUCUUAUUGGUGAGCUUUUGGAAUUGCCUGUGUUUUUUCUUGAGGGCAGAAGAAGCUAGGAAGUGUGGCUAUACUUCACAUCCUGCUUGGUUUUUUACGACUUACAUAGCAAACAAAGCAAAGGGAAAAGGAUAUUAUCAUAUUUACUGAAAAAUAAAGUCCAAGCCUUUUAUAUUCCAAGGAAACAGAGGCAAUUAGAGAACAGAAAUUGCAGCUUUAUACAUGUUUAACGUGCCUAGAGAACGGGGGAAUGAAAAUGUGUGUGCUGUGUUGUACGUUUUUGUAACUAAAGAACUUCUGGGUUAGUUUGUGAUCGCUUAAUUUCGGUGUUCUAGCCCAGUUUUCUGCAUUCUAGGCCAUAUUAGCAGCAAUAUCAGAAAGAAGAUUACCUGGUUAUCUUUAUUAUUAUUUUGAGGGGUUUAUGUAGUUUAGUUGUUAGUCCUGCUGAAAUUUGCCAUGAUGAAUAUGUUUGAGCAGGGUUAGUCUGCCAACUUUAAAAUGAAUCAGCAUCUUGAAAAUGACUCUAAGAGAAGGUAAAUGUCUUAAUUUAAAAGAAGGGGGGGAUUCUUCUUAUUUAAGAGCAUAUCAGCAGUUGAGUUGUGGAUUUUAGUGUUGCAGAGGGGAAAGGAGCAUAAGCAUUCACAUGGAGCAUAUGGCUGUUCCUUGAGAAACUUCAACAGACCAUGAGCUCUUGGAAAACAAGGCUUAUAUAUGUUUCUGGGCAAAUAUUUAUUAACUAAAUUAUCUGAAUAUUCCAUGUGACAUGAGUAUCUUCCUGUCUGUUGGUCCUUGCAUGUCACCUGACUGUGCAGUCAUCACCUGGACCAAGUAGUUCAGCAUGAUGCAGCUCACAGCAGUAGGUGAUGGGAAGUAGGAGAGCAACCUGAGGAUUUCCUUCCAGAAUUCCAAGAGCUACCUUGGGCAGGAUACCUGGCAUAUUGAGGUUUCUGUCUUCACAUUGUACAUCAGUGGGAUCUCUCUGCUGGAACAAGAUAAUGUCUUCUUCAACUCAUUGAAGGAAAGGGAGUAUUUGUUCACACUUAUGAUGAUUUGACAUAAUUAAUGUCUUAAUAACCAUGAUGGCAACACAGACAUUAAGUAUAGACAACUAUCAAGAUGGACAACAGAUGCAAGUGGUAACAGAGUUAAAAACUGAACAAGAUCCCAACUGCUCUGAAACUGAUGCCGAAGGGGUGAGUCCUGCCCCUGUAGAAUCUCAGACUCCAAUGGAUGCAGACAAGCAGGCCAUUUACAGGCACCCACUAUUUCCCUUGUUAGCACUAUUAUUUGAAAAAUGUGAACAAUCUACACAAGGCUCAGAAGGCACAACUUCUGCCAGCUUUGAUGUAGAUAUCGAAAACUUUGUAAGGAAGCAGGAGAAAGAAGGAAAACCUUUUUUCUGUGAAGAUCCAGAAACGGAUAAUUUGAUGGUUAAAGCAAUCCAAGUUCUACGUAUCCAUCUGCUCGAGCUAGAAAAGGUUAAUGAACUCUGCAAGGAUUUCUGUAGUCGUUACAUUGCCUGCCUGAAGACAAAAAUGAACAGUGAAACUCUACUAAGUGGAGAGCCUGGAAGUCCUUAUUCACCUGUGCAAUCUCAGCAAAUUCCAAGUGCCAUUGCAGGCACACUCAGUCCCCAAGGGAUCAUGGUGCCAGCAUCAGCAUUGCAGCAGGGAAAUGUAACUAUGGCAACAGUAGCAGGGGGGACAGUGUAUCAGCCAGUCACUGUGGUCACUCCACAAGGACAAGUGGUGACACAGGCACUGUCACCUGGGACUAUUCGGAUCCAGAACUCGCAGCUCCAGUUGCAAUUAAACCAAGAUCUAGGCAUCUUGCAUCAAGAUGAUGGCUCAUCCAAAAAUAAGAGAGGAGUUCUUCCCAAGCACGCUACAAAUGUGAUGAGAUCUUGGCUCUUUCAGCACAUAGGGCAUCCGUAUCCAACAGAGGAUGAGAAGAAGCAGAUUGCAGCACAAACAAAUCUGACACUACUCCAGGUUAACAAUUGGUUUAUCAAUGCUAGAAGGCGAAUUCUUCAGCCAAUGCUGGAUUCCAGUUGUUCUGAAACUCCAAAAACAAAGAAGAAAACAGCCCAGAACCGACCAGUCCAGAGGUUCUGGCCUGACUCCAUUGCCUCAGGAGUUGCUCAGCAGCAAUCGAACGAGCUCACGAUGUCAGACGGUGCUGUCGUGACCAUCACAGCUCCAGUCAACAUGAAUGUAGACAGUCUGCAGUCCUUGUCAUCCGAUGGUGCUACCCUGGCUGUGCAGCAGGUGAUGAUGGCAGGCCAGAGCGAGGAUGAGUCUGUGGACAGCGGUGAGGAUGACGGAGGAGACCUCUCGACAACAAAUAUCAGUGGGCUGGUCUUGGAUAACAGCGAUUCUCUGCAGUAGGAAGCAAGAGUGUGGAGAAAAACACUUAGGAAAAAGAAUGGACUGACUGACUGACUUUUUAUAGUUUGCACAGCAAACAUUUUACACAAGUUUUAUUUCUAAUAUGUUUUAUAUGUAGAUAUAGAAGGGUGCACUUUUUUGUAUUUCAUAGUAAGCUUAAAGAGUGUUUUUGCAGGUGCAGCAACUUCUUUCAAAUGUGGGGUUUUUUUGUUUGUUUCUUUUCCUUUCCUUAUUUCAGAAAAUUAUAUCUAGUAAUAUAAAGAACCACGUAAGCACCCCUUUGUUCUCUGAAUUGGAAGUGCUGCAGUUUCUGAUGAAUUAUGCAGUUUCAAUUAGUGCUGUUAUUUAACACAGCUUUUGAUGGGCAGGUGAUGUAAAUUUAAAGCAUGUGACACUAGUGUGUGGAACUUGAUUAUUGAGUUAGAUGCAUAUAUUUGAAAGAUGCUUCUGCACCUUAAAAACUGCUAGUCUGAGGUGGACAGCAACACACAUAAAAAGAAACUGUUGAUGUGUGAUUCAGUAGAGAAUGUAUGGCAGUUUAAAUAAGUUUAGUUUCUCUCAUAGUCCGUGAGCCUGUUUAUCAUUUGCUAUAAAAACUCCUAUUUUUACCUUGCUGGGGUUAUUGGAUAAAAAAAAUAUUUUUAUAAAUUCACUAGAAAUUGGGAUGACAACUGUAUUAAGCAGGAGGAAAAAAAAAAAAAAAAAAGAAUUUCCAGAGGGGAAAAAUAAAUGUUUAGUAUUCCUAUUUGGAAGGUCUGAAAAUUGACCCAAUUUAAUAAACAAGCCUACAGUAGCAUUCUAUGAUUCUCAGCUAUCCCACAGUGAUAUACUAUAUUUGAUAAUAGCAUAAGAAGGGCCCACUGUUUGAUGGGAUUUUGAUAUUGUCAAACAUUGAUUUAUAUUAUGUGUAAACUAAUAUUCAAAUUGCAUAACUCUGUAUCUAGACUUGUAUCUGAAAAUAUUUGCUAAAUGAGUAUUCAGGUAAGUAAGUUCAAAUACCCACAACUUUUCCAAUUAUUAGAGAAAUUUAACCAUUUAUAGUUUGUACAACUGACUCUAAAAAAAUGAAAAGUUGCCUACUAUACAGUCAUGAAUUCUGCUAUUUUAUUCCAUUUGAAAUAUCUUCCCCUAAUACAAAAAGAAAAAUAUAACAUGGAUUUAUAUAAAAUUUCUUCGGAUCUGAAGUUUACUACCAGAAUAUACAGCAGGCUUUGUUAGAGUAGGAAAUCCUUGUGUGUCAUUUAAAAAACGAAGAGCUGGUGAUUAAAACAGCUGGGUUUUGGUUUGGUUUUGGGGGUGUUUUUUUUGUUGUGGUAACAGUUCAUUUCUUUUAUUUUCCCAAAGUUUGAAGUCUGUGAUUGUCUAUCCAUGAACACUUGCUUUUGGAACUUUGUAUUUCCCGUUGUUGAGUACGAAUAAGAGACUCGAGAGCCUCAUGGUAUGAUCAACACCCUCGUUUGUCCCUGUCCAUUUGUCACAGUGCCAGGACUUCCCUCUGAUUUAGACCAAGUCUGGGUGUGUUUCUAACAUGACAGGGAGAAAGGUGGUAGCUUUUAGACUCUUUAGACACUGUAUUUGAACAAAGCCCUUUGGCAGAUGCAAAUAUUGAAUUGAAUACUUAAUUUCUGCUUCUCAGAACACUCAGGCACGUGCUUAGGUCCCCUUGAUUUCAGGAGGAUGAUGGAAUGUAAAGCUGGUCGUGGCAGAUUGUCUUCCAAGGCAAGGUUGAGGUGGUAGGAAGAAAAACUUCAGGAAGAAAUGUCAGUGGCAUUGCCAUCCAUACAUGGAGAAUAACAGGAGUUUCAGUGACUGGUAGAUAUUUUUUUUUAAUGGUUUUUACUCAACACAAGAGGUGUUUCUGCUGAAACACCUGGCUGAGCAUCUUCCUUAGUUCAAGUGCUGUAAUGAGACUGGUGAUUUCUAAAGAAUUUGUUUUCUUCUGACUUCUCUGCUUUGCCACUAAUGAGCCAUGUUUGUUAAACAGCACAGGAAAUGAAUAAUGAAAGGUUUAAUUAGGAAGGCUUUGACAUAGCAUAACUUUCUCAAAGACUGUUGUCAAAUCCAGUUUGAUCCCAAAACACUUCAAAAGACAAGCCAUGUACAAAUCCUGCUCCUUUGGAAACAUUCAGCCUACUGCCCCUACAAAAGAUAGCUUGGAUUACUGGAACUCAGAGUUUCUGAGUAUUUUUGUUUUUAAAUACAGAUUCUGUAUUUUUGUUUUUAAUUGUUUUUAACUCCCAGAGUGCUUCAUCACCCCCACAGUUUCCAUUCUGUAGCAGGUUGUAUUUGUUGGUUUGUUUGGGGGUUUUAUUGGAAACUCAAUUGGACAACCAGGCCUCAGGGUUUGCAAACUUCUGAAAGUUUAUUUUUCAGAAAGAAGCCAUUUUCUAGUUAGCUUUUUUUUAAAAAAUUAUUAUUCCCCCCACCUCACAUGCAGCAGAAGUUUUAUUCUUUCAAAACAUUUGUGACCUUGUCUUCAGCUACUUUAUCAAUACCUGGAGACUGAAGUUGACAGAGUUUACUACGAAAGGGGAAUAUGGAAUAGCUUCACUGUCAGAUUAGAAACAUAAAAAAAAAUAUAGGGAUGUGAAUUCCUAAUACUGAAAAGCCUUCACCAUUAUAAAAGUAUUGCUUAACAUAUGAAAUGCAAACCUUUUCUUUCAAUUUAGUGAGAAAUCUGUAGUGGGUGUGAACUGCAGGGAAGUGCUUGUUCUUUUCAUGAUUUAAAAGAAGAAAAAACAAGUAGAGUCCUUCAUUUUUUUUUUUUUCUUGUGUAAGAAAGAUUGCUGCUUUCAGCAAAGCUUCACCAUUCAGGAAAGGUACAUGUUUACAUGAGUUAAAAAGUCUUUAUAGGGGACCUAACUUCAAGUCCAUGUAUUAUUCCCUCCCUGCCCCCAAUUAAAGUAAUAUUCAUAUGCAAUAGAACUAAUUUGUUUUUUGAAUCAAUGUGAUUCUUCUGCAAAUACAAUUAUUGAAACUUUUAAUUUCUUUUUUUUCAAUCUAACCCAAAACAGGGUUCUCAGUCCAAUUUUUUCAAUAUUCCUGGAACAGGCAAGGCAAUUUUCUGUUGUUUUUUUUUUUAAACUUUGGAAGCAUUGCAAUUCAGGAAAUCAAUUCCAAAACAAUCCAGAUAAGUUUCUGAAUGACUGUUACAAAGAAAAAAUCAUGUUGGAAAAUACUCAGAAUCAACUCUGGCUCUGCAGAAACUUUUCUACUUCUGGAUAUUGUGUCACAGAGGAGUCCUGCUGACCUCAGGGUAGCUCCAUAUGGAUCCAUAUCAGGUUGCAUUUACCUUUUUCUGGUACCUGAUCUCUGUCAGGAACCUUUUGGGGAGCCCUCCAGCUCUACCUUGCCUGCAUAUCUGGGUCUUCUUCCAGUGGAAACCUGGCUAUGGAUGAAGGGCUUGGCAGGGCAGGAUUUCAUGUUGACCUGGGGUACAACAAAUUUUUUUUUUGAUGUUCAAAAUUUGGCCAGAAGGCAGACCCACAGUGAGGAAUUGUAGUUCCCAGUUCCUGUGCUUCCAAAGUGGCUUUAGGUGUAUGGAAAUUCGAGUGGAGUAGGAGCACACGUGGCUCAAACCCCUGCUCCUGGCUUGAGAUUGGCUCAGAUGGUCAGAGCACAAUGCCAGCGACACUGAGGGCACAGCUUUGAUCCCCUUGUGGGCCAUUCACUGGAGAGUUGGACUCCUUGUGGGUCCCUUCCAACUCAGAGUGUUCUGUGAAAUCUGUGAAAUAAUACAUGGAAUUGUUUCUGGAAGAAUCAGUUCACCUUCCUGACUUUAGGAACUUGGCAGCCCACAGGAUGAAACAAAGCCUUUCCAAGGGAUGAGAGUUGCACUUAAACAAACAAAAAUCCAGAACACCCUGGUGUUUUGAAAAAUUGGAACACAUGCAUUUAAUUGUAAUUAAAGUUGAUUUAACAUUUUAUUUUCUGAAGCUGAGUCGUCUUGGGAGAAAAAAAAUGAAUAAGUAUUUGUCUAUGCAAGACACAAAUGUCAAAAAUGUGUGAAUUACCCAUUUUUAGGUACUGUAUUGUUAUUGUCUUUCUGACUUCUGUUCCUUUGAUUAGUCUCUUCAACAUUUUAGCCUCACAUUUGGCUUAGAGUUGAAUAGGCAAAAUGUAGUUUUGAAAUCCUGUUGGAAAUGUAACUAACCUUCGUUCCCUCAUGAAAAUCUCGCAUGUUAAACAAUUAAGUGAAAUGUUUUGGUUUCCUAAUAAUAAAUUCAAACUCUCACCACCUCCUGAAAACAGCA
Messenger RNA from Corvus hawaiiensis (hawaiian crow), 9654 nucleotides. It is a transcript of the gene PKNOX1, whose product is annotated as PBX/knotted 1 homeobox 1. Gene Ontology annotation, biological process: regulation of transcription by RNA polymerase II; angiogenesis. The record is from RefSeq and is a predicted model, not a curated record. Lineage: Eukaryota; Metazoa; Chordata; Aves; Passeriformes; Corvidae. Bases 4091 to 5401 code for a protein of 436 amino acids. The transcript is spliced from 13 exons. Gene Ontology annotation, molecular function: RNA polymerase II cis-regulatory region sequence-specific DNA binding; DNA-binding transcription factor activity, RNA polymerase II-specific.